AUGUCGUCAUCAGCGCCUGGCACCGGACAGAAGACAACCGUCUUGCUGGAUCCAUGGACAGCAGCGGUAGCUACAGCAGCAGCUAGACGCGGCGACCUGCAAAGGGCUGGUGCUCCUAAGGAGGGGGACCUGGCAGCAUCGUCAAGGGCUUUCACGUCGACAGCGACAGCUCAGCCGCAGCAUCAACCCGUAACACCUGGCGCGAGCCCCGUCACUUCAAAGUUUAAUUUACCGCAAGCAAAUGUCCUCCACAUUCUGCGCACAGCCUACUACAAUGCCGCGCGCAACGCGCACAAGGGUUCCGUUACACCAGACUCGCGGUCAGUUGCGCAGUCGUCAGGCCCACAGGAAGCUUUCAUUUCGAAUGUUGGAACACCUGGUGAAGGCCGCGAGUCAAAGCGGCUUAAGGCAGCUGUCGGCGUUGACGCAGCCGUCGCAUCGCGUCGCGGAGCAGCAGCGCUUAAGCGUCUGUGUAAUACCCUAGGCGUGUUCACCCAGCAGCAGGACCUACCGGAACAUAACCUGUCGUACGCGGUAGCCAGCAGCCGAGGAUGGCGUGUGGCCAUGGAGGACACGUAUGCAGCGGAGGUGCCCCUGGACGGCACGUACGGCAUGUCAAUGUUUGCAGUGUACGACGGCCACGGCGGCGCUGAGGUGGCGCGAGAGACCAGAUUCGGAACACCACCCGGCCGUAUAUUCUCUGCCCGUGUCCAUGCCCAGGGUCGCGCAAUCCGAGAGGCCUCGUCCGCCCAAGCCGCCUUCAUGGUCCACGCCCACACCGCCGCGGCGACCCAAAUCGCCACCAAUAGCCGGCAGGGGGAUCCUGCCGCAGCCGCCUCCGCAGCCUCUUGUGAAGGCGGUGGUAGCAGCAGCGGCGGCGGCGGCGCCCCUGCGGCCGCCGCCGAGGAGGCUCCCGGAUUCCCGAGCGCGCCCGCUAGCGCCCGCGGCAGUGCGGGCACCCCUGAACCGCCGUGGGACAGUGGCGGCUCCGGCGGAGGGGCUGGGAGCCCCCGCAGCCGCCGUCACGCGGCUCUGCAGGAGGCGUUCCUGUCCCUGGACCGUCAGUUGGCGGAUGAGGGGCGCUCCAGGGAGCUCAUGGCGCUAGCCAAUCCCGGAGCGCUGACGGUGGUGCCGGAGGCGUACGGCAGGCGCACCUACGGAGGCCCGUACCUAGGUCCUGUGGCAGGGUCUACCGCCAGUGUGGCUCUGGUGGACAAGCGUGGAGUCACUGUGGCCGCUGUGGGCGAUAGCAGGUGCAUUUUGGGCAGUCGUAAGGGCGGACUGAUAGUUAUGAGUAUGGAUCACAAGGGUAGUGACGCAGCGGAGCGGGAGCGAGUGGUGCGGGCUGGUUGUUGGGUGUCCGCCAGCGGCCGGGUGUGUGGCGAGCUAGACAUGUCUCGCGCCCUGGGGGAUGCCGAUAUGAAGCAAGCAGCCGGACUGCCGCCCCACCUGCAAGCCGUCACCGCCGACCCUACCGUCAUGCAUGCCACGCUAGAACCCAGUGGCAGAGGUGGUGCUGCCGGGUGCUAUUUGCUGCUGGCCAGCGAUGGGCUGUGGAACGUGUUGGAUAGCGGCGCGGUGCACGAGUUUGUGCUGGAGCGUCUGGAGGCGGGACUGUCAUCCGAGUCCAUCUGUGCACAGCUCUGCGUGGAGGCAUGCGUAAGCGAGCGUACGGCGUACGACAAUGUCACAGUGCUGCUCAUACAAAUGCACGGCUUGCGGCCGGCCGGCGAGGUGCACGUGACGACGAGGGCUGCAGGCGCCGGGAGGGAGAUGGAGACGAUGGGUGGCGGGGCGGUGGCGAGUAUGGAGGCAGAGAUGGUAGUGGAGGUGGAGGUGGGGCCAGUAAACGAGGGGCAGCCGUCGGGCGGUUUGGGGACGGCGGCAAUGGGAGGCCCUGGAGAUAAAACGGAGACGAUGGUUGAGAGCAGUGGUGCGGACGAUAAUGUUUUGGGGGGGUGGGACACGGUCGCGGCAGGCGGCAGGGAUAUGGGUGGUGAUGGCGAGGUGGAUACGGAGGAGGGGGAGGUAGACGAAGGCUGUGCGGAGGCGCAGGCGGAGGAAGUGCAGAAGCUGGCUGGGCGGCUGUGGAGCGAAGUAGCUUCCACCCCAAAAUUCGGUUCCACUCUGUCCCAGUUGCCUUUGACUGCAGCUGGGUACGGCCAGAACGAGGUGGUGCGAAGUUCUGUGGCUGUAGAUCGGGGAAGUGCGUUGCCUGCAAGCAGCCGUCGCGGGCUUGAACGGCACGAGCAGCCGGAUUUGCCAGAGGGUGAGGCUUCCACGCCGCCGCUGGGAGAUGCGAUGUGCCGUGUCUGGAUUCCUAAGUCGCUGAUGGACGUGCCGGAGCGCGCCGCGAAGAACGCAGAUCAUGGACUUGACUCCAUCAACGGUGUUGAUCCUCUUACUCAACAUGCGGAGGAGGGUUCGAACACUACACAUCCGUCGGAACAACCCGAUGUUAUCUCGUCCUACACGGGACGGGAAGCGGUAUCACAAACAGGCGGAUAUGGAGAUGAGGACGGCGGAUAUGCACAAGCCCCUACCGAAGCCGACGCAACCGACCCGCUCGAUGGCGUCUCAGCCCGGCAAGAGGCUGUAGACGCCGGAUACGAAGAACCUGCUGAAUCUGGGCCUGACAACGCCUCUGCAUAUCACCACGACUUUGAUGGGCAAGCGCAGCAACCCGAGCCAGGGGAUGACGAGGAUUCCUCGCAGCGUGGUCCAGCCGCAGCCGGCACCCGGCCCUCAUCUGGCCGUCCUAGCGCUACACGCCCCGGAUCAGCUCGACCAGGCUCCGCCUCUGCAAGGCACGCAUCCCCUUCCAACAGCCGUCCCAUUUCCGCGUCCCUUAUCACCCCAGACAGCGUCGGUCUGACCACUUCGGGGCAACCGGUCUCCGCACGAACACCCGGCAGCUCACGGCCCGGCAGCGCAACCACCGUGCCGCUAUCGCAGCACCCGCCGUUGCCGCCGCCUGCGUCUGUGACGCUUCAACCCCCUCCGCCACUCGCAUUUGGACCGACAAUUCCCGAGGACCGCCCGCUGCAUCCUGCUCUCAUCGACCGCUACAUUGCACCCGGACUCAAGGCCAUAGAGGUGGAGGUCGAGCAGGGUCCGGGUCUGCCCCACCGACUAGUUCGUGUGCUGAUGGACCUCACCCAAUGCGAGUUCAAGCCCUACAUGGGGGGAUUCCGGAACAAGCGGACGGGGGCGGUGUAUCACCACGCAGUCACGCAGACGCCACGCGCGCCCAAAUACAGCGAGGCCGACCGGAAACUCAGUCGGGAGACACAGACCGUCAAGAUUAAGCAGCACAGCCAGCAGACGGUGCGGGAGCAGGCGACGCAGAUGAUGCGGCCGGGGAUGCUGCUGGACGAGACGUACGAUAGGGAGGUGACCCCGGGUCGCUAUCAGACCGCGGAUGAGCGAGACGCAAUCGUGCUGGCAGCCACCCGCUGCAUCCAACGUUGGGUGCGCGGCUGGAUGGGCCGCCGCCGGGCGGCCUACCUGCGGCGCAAGAAGGCGGAGCGGGAGGCGUUCCUGCGUGAGCAGGAGUUAGCGGCACAAACGGAGGCGGAGGAGCACAGGCGGCGCGAGAUCCAGCGCCGUAUGCACCCCCGCACAGUAGCCGAUUUUGAGGUGCUGUACAAUGAGUUGGAGGCGUGGCGGCUUCAGGAGACUCGCAAGAUCAAGGAGGCGGGUCUGCCCAAGGAGCAGGAGCAGCAGGUGCUACAGCAGCUGCUGCACAAGGAAACUAAGCUUCUGCAGACCAUCGACCGGCUCAAGAUCAAUGCCAACCAGGAGAACAAGGAGUCGCGCAUUCAGCACACACUUAAUGAGAUGUCCCGACCCAAGAAGUUUGCACUGCGCAAUGGCGGCAAAGUGGACGUGCACACACCUUUCACCACACGAGCUAAGGAGCUGCAGCAACUUUACAACGGUCUGAACCUGCCACUGCUAACGGUGGACGAGCGACUGGACGUACUGCUCCAUGUCAAGUGGACGGUCAAGGAGUUUGAUUGCGAUCUGACACGUGAGAUUGUUGACCUUAUUGACCGGGAGGCCGACCUGCUCAACCGCGGCCGCAGCCCCAAGGUGCUUGAGGGGCUGCGGAAGCGCAUCUCGUCGCUCUUCCUGAACUUCAUUGAGACACCCGAGUUCAACCCCGAGGCGGCGCGCUUUCAAAUCGUGCCCAUGGAUUUCGAGACGUACCUGUACGAGAAGCCCACGCAGCAGUUGGGCAAGGUAAGGCUGGCGCCCAGGUUGCUGAUGGCGCCACCGGCCAAGCAAGCUGCAUCCGGUGUCGCCCCAGGAGGAUCCUCCGCAUCACUUAGCUUCACAAAUAUAUCUCCUUGGCGGAGACACACAGCCCCUCAUGCAUCAGAAGCAGCCCACUCGCCCAGCCCUGCUUGCACCAUCGGUCUGACCGAGCGCUUGCUGCAGCAGGGCGGCGACCUGAGACUUACCUCUCAGCCUGUGAAGAUUGUGGAACCCCAUUUGAUUCUGAUACAAUGGAGCAGGGCGGCCGCCUAUCUUUGGGGGCCUCCGGAGGCACCAGCUAAAGUGAACCUGCGAGCCGACCAGGAAUGGAGUUGGGCCGCGGUCGAUUCUGGCAGAUUCCGUUGGAUGCCGGUGGUGGGUGCGGAACUUGAGCGAUCCACUGAGAAGUUGACCAGGUUGAUUAGAUGA
Volvox carteri f. nagariensis is the source of this 4689-nucleotide messenger RNA. RefSeq lists its product as uncharacterized. The transcript has 18 exons. Gene Ontology annotation, molecular function: cation binding; protein binding. NCBI's taxonomy places the organism in Eukaryota, Viridiplantae, Chlorophyta, Chlorophyceae, Chlamydomonadales, Volvocaceae. The record is from RefSeq and is a predicted model, not a curated record. Bases 1 to 4689 code for a protein of 1562 amino acids.